GCUCGUCGUAGACAGUUGCGGUGUUGUGUGAGGUUUCCAUUUUUCAGUGUUAAGUUUUACGCGGUGCGGAACUGAUGCUUUAUAUGAAAUUAGUGGAGAGAUGACGAUAUGGGGCACAUUCCAACAGUCAACAACCUAAUUUUGAACAAGCAGGUGUUGGGUUAGCAUAGAGAUUAAAGCGAAACAUAUUUCGUGGUACCGACCCUGCAUCUCAACAGAUUGUAAUGGUAAAUUUGAGAAUUAUCACCUAUUCUCGAUACACUUAUACGACAUGCAGAUCAACUGCGAGCUAAAAAGGGGCUCUAAGAGAGAGCCGUUGAUAUGCUGUUACGAUGGCAGGAAAGCCUGACUUAGCAGCUACCUCUGGAGUACAAAAUGUAGUGGUGUACGUAUCAAAUGACAAUUUUGCCCAGGCCUACACUGUCGGUCAGCAAAAUGUACCAUCAAAUGCCCAUCUACUGCAUAACCCUGGUUAUGGAAAUGCUCCACCAUCUAUGUCCCCUGUGGUGUCCGCAACAAAAACCUUUCCAGAGAAACAGUCUAUCAAACCAGAGUAUUCGUCCAAUGACAGUAGUUCUGUGCCGUCACAGGGUUACUUCACAAAUGUUAUUUCACAAAAUAGUUUUCCGCAGCCUCUAGUGAAUGAUAUCAGCUAUCAAAACGGUGCUGUAAUCAAGAACUAUGGGAACGGUGAGGUGUUAUCGGUGGAGCGCCAGGCGGGCCCUGGACGCACCGAAGCCAAAGUGCGUGAAGAGUGUGAUAAUCGUGAUAUGUACGUGGAACCGGGUUACAUGACAGUUAUGGGGGCUGAGAUGCCCUCUCAGAGUGUCCGUUGUGAUUCAGUGCGAUCCGAAGCUGCAGAAUCGAGCUGCAGCAGCUUGAGCUCUGCGGACGAGAGCUUGCUUGUGGUACAAAACCAGCAGUCUGAGAUGGUGGUUUACGAUGGGAAUGUAAACGUUCGUCCUGCUGGUGUUGUAUUGGCAGUGGGACCGCCCCCACUGCAGCAACAAGCUCAGAACAAUACGUCUACGGUCGGGACUCUAAAUUCGGUACAGAAACCUUAUGUGACAGUUCCUCAUGGGUGGAAAAGGCUGAAUAAUGGGUCUGUCGUAUAUAUCAGCCCGAGUAACACGGCGUUAAGUUCCCCGGAAGAAGUAAAGGAAUAUUUGCUUACGGCUGGAACUUGUAAGUGCGGUUUGGAGUGUCCCUUCAAAUACGACAACGUGUUCAAUUUCGACCCUAAGGUAAGUGGCCAGAAAUGUUGGAAGUUGUGA
Messenger RNA from Leptinotarsa decemlineata (Colorado potato beetle), 1274 nucleotides. It is a transcript of the gene sba, whose product is annotated as six-banded. Gene Ontology annotation, molecular function: chromatin binding; DNA binding. NCBI's taxonomy places the organism in Eukaryota, Metazoa, Arthropoda, Insecta, Coleoptera, Chrysomelidae. Gene Ontology annotation, cellular component: nucleus; chromocenter. The record is from RefSeq and is a predicted model, not a curated record.